Molecule: messenger RNA, 1420 nt
Organism: Eleginops maclovinus (Patagonian blennie)
Lineage: Eukaryota; Metazoa; Chordata; Actinopteri; Perciformes; Eleginopidae
Gene: tnfa
Product: tumor necrosis factor a (TNF superfamily, member 2)
Exons: 4
Coding region: 117-833 (238 amino acids)
Biological process (GO): immune response
Cellular component (GO): membrane
Molecular function (GO): tumor necrosis factor receptor binding
Source: RefSeq, a predicted model, not a curated record
UGGAGUUUCCCUGUAGCCUUUUAAAAGGAGCCACUGAACCAGAGCAACAGUAGAAAGCUAGAACACUCUCGAUAAGGUUUCUAAAAGCUCAGUUUGACUUAAAGAGUUGUGCAAAAAUGGAAGAUGAAUGCAAAGUGCGGCUAGAAGCAACAGUGGAACCAACAGCAAGGGAACAAGUGAAGCCGUGGUUGAAGCUCACCACGGCACUGGUGGUGUUCACACUCUGCCUUGCAUCUGCUGCCGCCGCUGUCCUCCUCUCCGACAGGCAAUCCAAGGGCCCAGGACAAGACGAAAACACUUUUGAUCUCCGCCAUACAUUGAGGCAAAUUCCCAACAUGAAAGCAGCCAUUCAUUUAGUUGGAAAAUACAACUCUGAGAGACAGAACUCAAUUGAAUGGAAGGACGAAGGUGACCAGACCCAUUCUCAAGGAGGGCUGAAACUCAAAGACAAUGAAAUUGAGAUUCCUCGACGUGGCCUCUACUUCGUCUACAGCCAAGCCUCUUUCCACGUCAACUGCAUCAGCAGCGGUGCUGAAAAAGGCCUCUCACAGCCCCUGGUUCACCUGAGUCACAUCGUGCAGCACUGGUCAAAAAGUUUUGAUCAAGCCGACGAAGAUUCUUACCAUACCAUCCUGCACUCUCUCCGCACUGCCUGCCAGAUGAAACCCAGCAGUGAUUCAGGUGACAAGGGGAGUUGGUACUCCACUGUGAACGUGGGGGCUGUGUUCAACCUCCGUACAGGGGACCGACUUAAGACGGUGACGGAAGAGAAGAUGUUGCCCAACCUGGAGGAAGGCGAAGGGGACACUUUCUUCGGGGUGUUUGAAUUGUGAGGUGUGUAGCCUGAGGGCAGCUGGUGAACACAUGAAUGUAUGUGAGAGCCACUGGUCUUGAUGGGGGCUCCACUGCGAGGCUGAGCCCACUGCCUCACCUCAACCCAAGUCCACUGUUGAAUGUUGGAAGGUCUACACUGCACUAAACAGACUCUUAGUAUAGACUUUACUUCAGAACUGUUAACAAGUCCUUUGUCAGGGAACCAAGCUGUGUUAACUGUAGAAGUACACACAACAGCUGACUGUAAUGUAUCACCAUAGAUACUUCUAUGGGGCUAUGAUGUUAUGUACUAUGUAUCUGCCUUAGUGCCAGUACCUUUUGCUGUACUGCAUUGCUCUGUUGCGUAUUUAUUGUGUCACUUCAGGCUGACAGAAGAAUAUUUGAACUGUAUUUAUUUAACAUAAAAAUAUUUAUUAAUGUAUUAUUAUGAUUGUACUAUUUUAUUUAAGUAUUUAUUUAUUUGCUAUUAUAAUUUCACUAUUUUAUUGAAGUAUUUAUUUAUUUGUUUAUGUGCAUGCCGUAUUUUAUACAUCAUUUAUUGUAUUAUUUAUUGAAAAAGUUUUUUGUCAAUAACAUUUAUUGCCAU